Messenger RNA from Callithrix jacchus (white-tufted-ear marmoset), 5841 nucleotides. The record is from RefSeq and is a predicted model, not a curated record. Lineage: Eukaryota; Metazoa; Chordata; Mammalia; Primates; Cebidae.
UGGGCAGGUGGGCAGGUUGUGGUGGGGGGACCUCAGGCCUGCCCCUCGGAGCGUCUUUGACGGUUUCUGACAUUCGAUUGCCUCCACGUGACGCUGCUGCUUUGCCGGCUUCUGCCAGAUGUUGUGUUCCAGCCUGCUGGGAUUCAGAGCAGCAUGAGUAACUUGGCGUUUGCAUCGGAGGAGAUGGCCAGCCUCGGGGCUGAGGUUUUCUAGGCUUCUCUUCUUUGCUUCUGAGUUUGCAAAGCAGGGGUUUUGUCUGCAGCCAGAGCGUUCUCACUUCACAGCUGGUGCCUACGAGGGGCAGGACUCCUGGCUCAGGAAUCUGGCUGCCUGAAAGGGGUGAGGGGAGGAAAGGGGGCCGUGCGGAGUGGUUGCCUGGUGACGUGGGGGGGGUGGGCACAGCAGCCCCGGAGGUGAUAAAAGGAGUGGCACUGCCCCGGCAGGAUGGCCGGCUGGCAAGGGGAGCCUGCCCCCUGGGUCCCACACAGCACAAGAUGAUGAUCAGGCUGCCACACAAGAAGCUACAGAGACUGUUCCUCAGAAAGGAAGAAGGCGUAGUGAAGGAGAUUGACAUCAGCCACCAUGUGAAGGAGGGCUUCGAGAAGGCAGACCCUUCCCAGUUUGAGCUGCUGAAGGUUUUAGGACAAGGAUCCUACGGAAAGGUGUUCCUGGUGAGGAAGGUGAAGGGGUCCGAUGCUGGGCAGCUCUACGCCAUGAAGGUCCUUAAGAAGGCCACCCUAAAAGUUCGGGACCGAGUGAGAUCGAAGAUGGAGAGAGACAUCUUGGCAGAAGUGAAUCACCCCUUCAUUGUAAAGCUUCACUAUGCCUUUCAGACGGAAGGGAAGCUCUACCUGAUCCUGGACUUCCUGCGGGGAGGGGACCUCUUCACCCGGCUCUCCAAAGAGGUAAUGUUCACGGAGGAGGACGUCAAGUUCUACCUGGCUGAGCUGGCCUUGGCGUUAGACCAUCUCCACAGCCUGGGGAUCAUCUACAGAGACCUGAAGCCUGAGAACAUCCUCCUGGAUGAAGAGGGGCAUAUUAAGAUCACAGAUUUCGGCCUGAGUAAGGAGGCCAUUGACCAUGACAAGAGAGCAUACUCCUUCUGUGGGACGAUCGAGUACAUGGCGCCCGAGGUGGUGAACCGGCGAGGACACACGCAGAGUGCCGACUGGUGGUCCUUCGGCGUGCUCAUGUUCGAGAUGCUCACGGGGUCCCUGCCGUUCCAGGGAAAGGACAGGAAGGAGACCAUGGCCCUCAUCCUCAAAGCCAAGCUGGGGAUGCCGCAGUUCCUCAGUGGGGAGGCACAGAGUUUGCUGCGAGCUCUUUUCAAACGGAACCCCUGCAACCGGCUAGGUGCUGGCAUUGACGGAGUGGAGGAAAUUAAGCGCCAUCCCUUCUUUGUGACCAUAGACUGGAAUAAGCUGUACCGGAAGGAGAUCAAGCCACCGUUCAAACCAGCAGUGGGCCGGCCUGAGGACACCUUCCACUUUGACCCCGAGUUCACAGCGCGGACACCCACAGACUCUCCUGGUGUCCCCCCAAGUGCGAAUGCUCAUCACCUGUUUAGAGGAUUCAGCUUUGUGGCCUCAAAUCUGAUCCAAGAGCCCUCACAACAAGAUCUCCACAGAGUCCCAGUCCACCCAAUCGUGCAGCAGUUACACGGGAACAACAUCCACUUCACUGAUGGCUACGAGAUCAAGGAAGACAUCGGGGUCGGCUCCUACUCGGUGUGCAAGCGAUGUGUGCAUAAAGCCACUGACACCGAGUAUGCUGUGAAGAUCAUCGAUAAGAGCAAGAGGGACCCCUCGGAAGAGAUCGAGAUCCUGCUGCGGUAUGGCCAGCACCCCAACAUCAUCACCCUCAAGGAUGUCUAUGAUGAUGGCAAGUUCGUGUACCUGGUGAUGGAGCUGAUGCGCGGCGGGGAGCUCCUGGACCGCAUCCUUAGGCAGAGAUACUUCUCAGAACGCGAGGCCAGUGAUGUGCUGUGCACCAUCACCAAGACCAUGGACUACCUCCACUCCCAGGGGGUUGUCCAUCGAGACCUGAAGCCGAGUAACAUCCUCUACAGGGACGAGUCGGGGAGCCCGGAAUCCAUCCGAGUCUGCGACUUUGGCUUUGCCAAGCAGCUGCGUGCGGGGAACGGGUUGCUCAUGACGCCCUGCUACACGGCCAACUUCGUGGCCCCGGAGGUCCUGAAGCGUCAAGGCUAUGAUGCAGCGUGUGACAUGUGGAGCUUGGGGAUCCUGCUGUACACCAUGCUGGCAGGAUUUACCCCUUUUGCCAAUGGGCCGGACGACACCGCUGAGGAGAUUCUGGCACGGAUCGGCAGCGGGAAGUAUGCCCUUUCUGGGGGAAACUGGGACUCCAUAUCUGACGCAGCCAAAGACGUCGUGUCCAAGAUGCUCCACGUGGAUCCUCAUCAGCGCCUGACAGCCAUGCAAGUGCUCAAACACCCGUGGGUGGUCAACAGAGAGUACCUGUCCCAAAACCAGCUCAGCCGACAGGACGUGCACCUCGUGAAGGGAGCGAUGGCCGCCACCUACUUUGCUCUAAACAGAACACCUCAGGCCCCGAGGCUGGAGCCCGUGCUGUCAUCCAACCUGGCUCAGCGUAGAGGCAUGAAGAGACUCACAUCCACACGGUUGUAGCGGGUGGGACCCUGGCCCCAGUGUCCCCCGCCAGUGUCCUCAUGGGCUCUCAUACCCUGGCCUCAGGGCCCAUCUGGCACCCAGAGUGACCACAAGUCCAGCAGGGAGGCGGCGCCCGCCCUCGCCGUGUCCAUGUUUUCUUUUUCAGCCCUGGAGAGGGUCCUGACCUAGGGGCUUCUCCAAGCCUCACUCACCAGCCUCGCCGCCCGCUCUCCUUUCUCCUGAUCAAAACCAAAUGCGCCCCUUCACCUUGUACGGCCAGGCGAUGCCAGGGGCUCCUUUCAGAGCCCACGGGCCUUCUCAUUUCAUGGCUUCUGUUUCUACUAAGAGAUCUGUUUUCCAAUUAGGAAGCCGGUCACUCGGUCAGACUCCCGACGCCAGCGUCCCGGGUACCUGGUGGGAAGGUGGCAGUGCAAUGGCGCAGCCGUGGGUGGUUGCAGGCCCAGAGGGUGGGGGUGACCUGGCAUCCCGGGGCUCCCCACAUGCUGGAUGACCAGGUUGGCACUGUGGCAUCCAGGAGGGACGUCUGGUUCUGCCCAAAAUAAUCCAAAGAGCUGUUUCCUCCUCGCCCUUCAGUCUCUGCCUGAGGUGCUGGGUAGCCCAUCCUUUCCUCUGUCCCAAAUUCAAAUGAGGAGAAGGAGCCCAGGCGGGAAGCAGGUGGGCUGGAUCUUUGCCGUGUCACCAGGAUGGAAGGGGGUCCCUCCCAGAGGAGCCUGUGCCCACCUCGAGUCCCUGCUUUCCGAGGGUAGGGGGCCAAGCGCACUGGGCUGCCCUCUGUCCACAGCUCUGGUGUCACAUGGUUACCUGGAGGCUUUGCGGGGAGCCCUGGUCAGCUUCCUGCGUGCUCACCCAAAGCUGUGGUUUUGCCGUGUUCACUUUGAUUUUUCUGGUCUAUGGAAAAGCUGUGAAUUGGAGGAAUGGAGCUCUGUGGCUUCCCACCAAUCCUCAGUUCAGCGGCGCAGGUGGGAGGGCAGCGGAGAUGAGGUGGACAGGGGCGAUGCACUUUGUAGAUGCUGCUUUGUGUUGUGUUGUGUGUCUCUGUUGCACAGAUCUGUUUUCACACUGAUCCGUGUUCCCCUGAGUGUGCACACACGGUGGGUACAGGGCAUUGAGGGCGUGCUGUGCUCUCCUUCAUUGUAUAAAAUUGAGUGAGAAGGUUCCGGGCAGCAGGCUCAGUGCCCAGUCCAGCCGGCAGAGGGAACACAUGGGUCCUUCAAUCUGCUGUAAGGGUGUUGAAGAUGCUCCCUGGCGGCCCCCACACCAAGGGACCCAGCAAGAGGACUGGAGAGGAGGCAGCCGCUCCCCCUUCGCCCCGCAUCACAGAAGAGCAACCCCUCUGCAGGAACUGGGGCUUCAGGAGGCGCCCGCUGGCUGCAGCAGGUUUUCCCUAAGAAGAUGUUAUUUUGUUGGGUUUUGAUCUCCCUCCAUCUUGUUUCUAGCACCCAACUUAAAAAAAAACUGGGCUGUGUUCUGAAAAAUAACCCCUUAGCUUGGUCUCAUUGUUUUCAGACCUUAAAAUAUAAACUUGUUUCAGAAGCUUUAAUCCAUAAGGAUUUUUUUUUCUUCUUAGAGAACAAGAAAACAUGAAAGGAGAGGUGGGACUGAAUACCUGGUUCCCAUGGGGCCUGCUGGGCCUUGCUCACAUCUUCUCCGUAGAAGAUGCUUUUUCCGGAGGCUAGAGUGAUUUCCACCCUGAGGAAUUUGCUUUUUCAUUCUUCAUUAUUUCAUUUCUACUUAGGAAAAUGUGGAUUGUCCUAAGGUCACAGAGUUUGUCCUCCCAGAAGUGAACGGAAGCCAUCACCACUGCAUCAGCUGCCUGGCCCCUGUGGUCUGUCUGCUUGAAGUCAGUGGGUUCUGGUUCAGGGAGAGGGAAGAGGGAGAGGCGAAUGGGGAAGCAUCCGCCAGCAGGCGGCCACGCUUCUUCCUCUCUGUGUGCCCAUGGCCACCAGCUUGUGGUCUUUUUCAGUAAUCCGUUUCGUACAGCCUUAGCUUCUGAACUCUAAGAAUGCCAAAGGGACGGGUGAGACUCCCCAUCCCUGCGAGCUAUCCUUCUGUGUAUUUGCUGUGCGUCAGCGGAGAACACUGGCUUGGGCCUGCUCCACUGAGUGUGAAAUACCUCUACUUUCCCUCCCGUAUCUGGAAAAAAAUGAUACUUGAAAUCCUUCCACAGAAAGUCAGCCUUGAAGUUAUGGUAUCAUAUGUUAAGCUAAGCUUUCAAAAAAUUUAGCGAAAUAGUAUGUGACUGCUUUCUAACAGUGGUCAACUUGUAAAUGAAGGUGUUCUUAGAAUUCACAUUUCGCCAGCUCAGCGCACCUCCACGCCUCAUGAAACGCUUCAAAUGAUUUGCACAAAUGACACAGACCUCCCCAAAAGUUAAUUGGCUCUCCUCGCUCACACAGACCCUCAUAACCCCUGUGGAUCAUGAAAAUCACAGCACUUAUAAACACGGAAUCCUAGAUCUCAGGCUUCCUAACCCACCAUGGGUGGUCCUUCCUGACCACCCUAUAGGGUCCUCCUUCCCUGGCAGCCCCCUAUGCGGGAGAAACACCUGAUUCUCCCAGUCAGCAGUGGGAGAGCUUCGCUGAAUUCCACCCCAAAGUCAAACAUGGGCAAGAGGUGAGGAUCUCACUUUUACCCCCAAGUCCGAUUUGUCUGUGAUUUUAAACUAACUGUGUAAGUAUUGCUGUUUGGAAGAUUGUUUGAAUUUUAAAGCGAUGAUAGUACUUAACGUUAGCCAGUAUUGUUCAUUAAAUGGUGUUAUCCUAAAGCUGCACUUGGGAUUUUUCCCUAACGCUUUACUGAUUCUCUCAAGCACAUGGCAAAGUUUGAUUUGCACUCCGUUCCUUUCUGACGUGGUUUUGCUGCCUCCUCCUUUCUAAGUGUCGCGUAGGUUCGGGAAGGAUGCUGCCGGUCCGUGAGCGCAGCAGAGGGGGUGGAAGGUGGACUGCGGCGCGGCUUCAGGGGCUCAGGACGGAGGCUGCCACGUCCAGGUCGUUCUACUGCGCACGCUUCUCUGCCUUGCUCCUGACUCAGCACUCUGUCCACAGGCUCAGCAGUUAUGUUCACGGAUCAUUUUCAUGUUUCCGCUUUGUAAUUCCUGUUUGAGACGGGUGGCCGCUGUACAGAUAUUUAUUACGCUUUCCAGACUUUCUGAAUAGAUUUUUUUGAAUAAACAUGGUUUUAUGAAGUGUAA